This is a messenger RNA of Suillus discolor, 1560 nucleotides long. RefSeq lists its product as uncharacterized. The transcript is spliced from 5 exons. Lineage: Eukaryota; Fungi; Basidiomycota; Agaricomycetes; Boletales; Suillaceae. The coding region runs from base 1 to 1560 and encodes 519 amino acids. The record is from RefSeq and is a predicted model, not a curated record.
AUGACUACAGUGACACACAUCUCCUCUGAGAACAAGCGGAAGUACAACCGCACAUAUGAAGCUAAAUUCACUCCUGAGCAGAAAGAGAGGCGGCGUGCUGCUCAAGCAGCUUGCAAACGAAAAUUGCGGGCAGCUAGAAAGAUUCAAGCACAUUCACAAAAUAUUGACAGUGCUCCCCCCCCAAAUGAUCCCCCUACACCAGAACUACCACCAUCAGGCCACCACUUCCAGCUGGAUGCAUUACAAAUGCGAGGUACUCAAGUUCCAGAGGAUGCUGAACUGAUCACCUGGUCAGAUGGAAACGUUACUAUACUACCUACUGUAAUGCGAGAAGGACGCAAUGUGUUGGCUGAUGAUGCAGAGCUCACCAAGAAGUUGGCUGAGGUUCCAACAUCAAAACCAGGAUCUCAAUUUGUUGCACACUUCAAUUUCAAGGACACAUCCAGGGACGACCUGAUUACAGGAAUUCGGGCUAGUCUUGGAGAGGGAAAAUGUGUUGUCAUUAGGGGGAUAGCAAAGCCUGGGCCUCCUGAGUUGAGUGUGGAGUAUCUGGAGAAAAGGUAUCGCAUCCAGUCCACAAUGCGUGUGGACAUGCAUGAUAUGGAGCUUCGUGCAAAAGAACCCAGCAAACCCCAUGUUACUGGGACUGUGGGAGAUUUAAUUGCUGGUAUAUUCAAUCCAAAUGAACAGCGGUGUAUCUUGGACUGUCUAAUACAUACUGGUUUACCUGAGGAGUUAAGUGUGCUGGAUGAUGGCCUCAUGGCUUGGCAUCGAUCUAUCCGAGAUUGUCCUUUGGAAGGAAAGUUUGUUCAUCCAGACAACUUUCUUGUGAAUGGUUGGGGGUUAAUUCACCAAGGAGGUGUGGUAACUACACCACACCAUGACUCAGAGGGGCAAAACACUUUUGUCAUUGGAGAUAUUGGUUUGAAAUUUUGGGUUUGGUUUUUUUAUAAGGGUCCCAAGGAUCGCCAGGCUUUACUUCAUGCAUCAACAUCUCUUUGUGACGAAUAUGACUUCAGUCAAUUUGCUACAGAGAGUAUCACAGUACACCCAGGAGAUCUAAUAAUCCAACCACCUGGUCAACUACAUUCUGUUUAUACACCAAUUCCCAGUUUCACACGUGGAGGCCACUUUUAUGCCUAUGAUACCCUUUCAUUUACUGAACUGUCUCGAUGGCUGGAUCGCCAGGCAGGCUUGCUUCUCACCAACCAGGUUCAUGAACAUACUGAAGAAACUCUAUGGCGGAUGACUGCUAUCAUUCCACGGUUGCCACCAAGUGAAGUACCUCACAGAAAACCUUUAUUGGCUCUGUGCCAUAUGGUUUUGUCUGCUGCACAAUAUGUUGCACAAGGCACCAGAUCAACCAUUCUCAAGAGAAAUGCUCCAAAAGUUAUCCAAUCCUCCAGCAAGGAUAGAGCCAAUGCAAUCGUGCAGAAGAUCCUUCAUCACAUGAAUAUUGCUGCAAUGGACUUGCCUGAAAUCCUGCAAAACACUGCCAGUGAGGACCCAGAUGCAAUAAUAGAUCUAGGAAAUUGUCUUUCAGAAUUCCAGAGUAUGUGA